GAGAGUGCUCUAUCUGCCAUACACUUGAAUAGAUCAACGCAUUCGUUUCGUGUGUAACUGUUGGAAAUCUUCGACGCAAGAGAAACAACACAAUGAACGAAGUGUGGGUGCUGGCAGCCAUCUUACUGCACGCCGUGGGAGGGACGGGCACUGCAGGGCCAGCCAGGGGAUGCCAGUCCCAGGCCAGCUGUAAAGAAUGCCUGAGGAGCCCAGGCUGUGGCUGGUGCAUGCAGAAGGGCUUCCUGAAGUCCGGGGAGCCGAACGAGCGGCGUUGCGACACCGCGCAGGCGCUGGAGGAGAGGAACUGCGGGCGGGAGCACCUGAUCAAUCCCCAGCCCGGCGUGGAGGAGAUGAAGAACGUGGACCUGCGGAGCGACUCGGAGAACGUGGUGCAGCUGCAGCCUCAGAGCCUGCACCUCAAACUGCGCAUCGGAGUCCCAGAGACGUUCGAGGUGUGGUUCAAGCGGGCGGAGGGGUACCCCAUUGACCUGUACUACCUGAUGGACCUGUCCUACUCCAUGAAGGAUGACCUGGAAAAGAUCAAGCACCUGGGGGAGGAUAUCCUCAAGGCGCUGAAGAAGGUCACGAAGAAGGUCAGGAUCGGCUUCGGGUCCUUUGUGGACAAGGUGGCCUCGCCGUACGUCAGCCAGGUCAAGCUCAAGCUGGCCAACCCCUGCCCCAGCCGCAUGGACAGCUGCCAGCCGGCCUUCAGCUUCCACAACGUUCUGCGGCUCACCGAAGACGCGGCGGAGUUCAAGACCCGGGUCAGCAGGCAGCGGAUCUCCGGCAACCUGGACUCCCCGGAGGCCGGCUUCGACGCCAUGAUGCAGGCGGCCGUGUGCCAGGAGGCUAUCGGCUGGGCUAACGUCACCCGCAUCCUGGUCUACACCUCCGAUGACACCUUCCACAUGGCUGGCGAUGGCAGGCUGGCGGGAAUCUACCUGCCCAACGAGGGGAAAUGCCACCUCAGCGCAGACGGCUACUACAACAGAGCCACCGAAUACGACUACCCCUCGAUUGGCCGUCUCUCCAGGGCCCUCUCUGCCAACAACAUCCAGCUGAUCUUCGCUGUCACAGAGAGGAGUGUGCCCAGCUAUCAGGCUCUGAGCAAACUCAUCCCCAAGUCUGUAGUGGGAGUGCUGGAGGCAGACUCCAGUAACGUGGUCCAGCUCAUUUCUGAUGCUUACGGGAACCUGUCGUCCACCAUCUUACUGGAGCACCAGCGCGCCCCUGCUGGGCUGGACAUUUCCUACCGGUCCAAAUGCAGCCACGGCGUCCACAGACCGUGGCAGAGGAACGGCGAGUGCAGCAACGUCAGGAUCAACGAGCAGGUGGAUUUCACUGUGAAGGUGACGGCCACCUCCUGCCUGCCGGGGGUGGAGGAGUUUGUCAUCAAACCGCAGGGCAUUGGCGAGGAGCUGAGGGUCACCGUGGAAACGCUGUGCGACUGUAACUGUGGGGACUCGAAGAACCACUCCGCCCACUGCAGUGGGAACGGCACGCUCAGCUGUGGAACCUGCAGCUGUGAGGAGGGGCAGCUGGGCCAGCACUGCGAGUGCGAGAGGCAGGGGGACGCGGUCACGGUGGCGGCCAUGGAGGCGCAGUGCCGGCAGACCAACGAGUCGCAGCUGUGCAGCGGGCAGGGCAGCUGCCAGUGCGGACGCUGCCUGUGCCAGGAGGCGGGCCGGCGGGGCCAGUUCUGCGAGUGCGACGACAACAGCUGCCCCCGACACAACAACCAGCUCUGUGCAGGUCAUGGGUCGUGUAACUGCAGCAAGUGCAUCUGUCAUGGAAGCUACACUGGCGAUGACUGCAGCUGCUCCGGGCAGACGGAUAAGUGCGUGGGGAAGGAUGGCAGGGUGUGUAGUCAGCAUGGCCGGUGUGAGUGCAACCAGUGCGUUUGCAACAAGCACUUCUUACCGAGUGACUGCUCAGAGCUCAGAGUAUCGUGCCAAGACUUCCAGAAAUGUGCUCUGUGCGCGCUAUCACACCACAGCCAGAACUGCAGCCUGGAGUGUGGCACAGAGGAUGUGGUGAAGACUGAGAGAGCUGACGACCAGCGGGAGUUCACCUGCCAGUACGCCCAGGUCCGCUACACCGUGGACUCCAAAACCGACGACGGCAGAAUCUGGGUGUACUACGCCGAUCUCCCAGAGCCCAUCGACCUGACGAUGGUGGCAGUGGGCGGUUCGAUCGUGGGCAUCAUCCUCAUCGGCAUUGCCAUCAUCAUCGUGUACCGGCUGCUGCUGGAGCUGUACUACCGCAGAGAGUACCACACCUUCAUCGACGAGCAGAAACGCGCCCAGUGGAACGUGGAUCGCAACCCGCUGUUCCAGGGAGCUACAACCACAGUCUUCAACCCCAUGCACACUAAGGAGUUGGACUGUGACUGUGACUGAGACUGUGCCAGGCUUAGUGUGGGGUUAGCUCAGGCCACAGGCUGCUCAGUCGACCACAGCAAGAUCAGAAAGUGUUUUUAUGAAUGUGUAUGGACAAUGGCUGUGAGGAUUUUUUUUUAAUGGAAACCAGAAUGACAGUUGGGUGUCCCAUAUGGUCUAUUUGUACAUCGGUGAUAACUGAAACAUUGGUCAUUGAAACAUUUAGUAUGAACUUGAUACAACCUUGAGAAAUCACUGCAGGAGUGAUGAUUUCUUUAUAAUUCUUUGUAUUUUUGAUGUAAAUGAGGGAUUCUGUGUGCAUUCGUCUUUUUUUAAACAAUUUUAAAUAUAAUGCAGAAAACUCUGGAUAUCUGGAUUUUUGGUUUUGUGUGAUGUGCUUUUCCGUGGUCAUUUAUCAUUGACAUUUUUACAUUAAAUUAACUUUUAACUUUUUUGGCAAUACCUUUUUAACCUUUCCAUUGCUCAGUAAGGAACAAAUGUAUACAUUUGCACAUUAAAUUAACAUGAUAAAAUGAUAGAUUUAUGAUAGAUUUAUUUUUUUAAUGUUUGUUAUUUUGUCAUGUUAUGAACCAACUUGCCAAUUUUAUGUGGCAGAAUUACAUGUUUUUCUGCAUAACUUGUUGUGAAUUUUUUCAUGCAUAAAUGUUUAUUAUUAAAGGACAUGUGAAACAUGC
Molecule: messenger RNA, 3073 nt
Organism: Conger conger (European conger)
Lineage: Eukaryota; Metazoa; Chordata; Actinopteri; Anguilliformes; Congridae
Gene: itgb7
Product: integrin, beta 7
Exons: 16
Coding region: 93-2399 (768 amino acids)
Biological process (GO): cell-matrix adhesion; integrin-mediated signaling pathway; cell adhesion mediated by integrin
Cellular component (GO): integrin complex; focal adhesion; cell surface
Molecular function (GO): integrin binding
Source: RefSeq, a predicted model, not a curated record